AUGGUUUCGCGACUGCUAUUGCUAUUCCCAACGCUCUUAGCAGCCAUUGGAGCUGAAAAUAUGGUGUGUUCGAAAUUUGGAUACAAUUGGGCUGCUGAAAUUCGCUGUCUUCGAGCUUUACUCUCACAAUGUACACGGUCACCUAAUGUAAGAGAAGCACGAAAAGUUCUUCACCAUUGGAAUGAGCAUCCGAACAAUUUCAUAUCCAUAGAUGGUCGAGCUAUCCAUUUCCCAAUGACUCAACCAACAUCUACUAUUUCCAGCACGACAACAUCACCCCUUCCGACAAGAGAACUCCCGGAUAUCGAACAGCUCACCUCAAAUCUGACGGAAAAUUUUGAGAAAAAACUUCGUGAUUUGAAAGAAGCUUUGCAGACAGAGGUUCUUGAGAAAAUAGUGGACCUUCAGGCGCGCUUCGAAAACGAUCUGGAGAUUUAUGAGAGCAGAACGGAUCGAAAAGUGAAUGAUCUGCGACGCAAGCACGAGGUGGAAGUGAGAAAACUGACGAAAAGUCUCGAACUUCUUGGUGCCAGGAUCCAUCGAUACAACAACAAUGAGUACAUUUUUAUGCAGGCUAGAAAAUCGUGGUACGAAGCAGAAGAAGACUGCAUUGUUUGGGGAGGACACCUCGUUUCAAUCAAAGAUGAAAAGGAAAAUGCCUUCGUACAAGGAAUUCUGAGAGCUGCCUCUGCCUGGAUUGGCGUCAACGAUGUUCAAGUGGAAAACAUUUUUGUAAACUCUGAUCAGACACCGGUUAAUUACAGAAACUUUGCGGAAGGAGAGCCGGACAACGCAAGUCACAAUGAAAACUGCGUCGAGAUCAAGGCUUCCGGAAAAUGGGCUGAUGCUUUUUGUCUUGUCACAAAGCCUUUCAUAUGCAAACGAUAA
Messenger RNA from Cylicocyclus nassatus, 888 nucleotides. The record is from the annotation of a GenBank genome assembly. Lineage: Eukaryota; Metazoa; Nematoda; Chromadorea; Rhabditida; Strongylidae.